CGACCAAUUUUUUCUCCAGUUUUGAAUUUAGGUAUUUCUGAUUUUGAUUUGUUCGACUUCCCAUUUCGUCACUGUUCGUGUUGGUUCCAAAUGAACUGGAGUAAUGGCAAGGGAAGGGAAAAGAAUGGUUCAAUCUUGAAGAAAUGUUGAUGGGACAUACAGAGGGUCUAUCACAACGCCAACACUCGAAGGAUCUUCUUCUGUCGAAUCUUGUAUCCGAAUUGGAUAUUGAUGAAGCUGCAGAUUGUUCUGAACAAAUUCUGUAUGAAGCGUCUUUUAAGGAAUUUGGGAGAUACAGUGUUCAAUAUGACACUAUUAUAUGGUUUUCGAUCUCAUUGUUGCUGGUUUUAGCUUGGGGUUUUGGGAUAAUCAUGCUACUAUAUCUUCCAUAUAGAAGAUAUGUGCUUCAGAAGGAUUAUUCGUCACGAAACUUAUAUGUCACACCUAGAGAAAUAGUUUACAAGGUUUCAAGACCUUCAUUCAUACCUUUCUGGGGUACCACAAAAAUUGAGAAGCGUGUUCCUCUUUCCUUAGUGAUUGAUAUCAUUAUCGAACAAGGUUGCUUACAGUCAGUGUACGGAAUCCAUACCUUUAGAGUUGAAAGCAUAGCACAUGGAAAAGCUUCUCGUGUUGAUGACCUGCAGGUUCAAGGGAUUUCUAACCCUGGUCUCCUGAGAAAGAUCAUCGUAAGAGAAGCUUCAAAAGUUAUACAAGAUUUUGGCAGAAGUUGGAAUAGAACUUCAAUUACUGCUGAAGGAGAAAGCUUCCUAUCAAUGGAGGGACCAACUGUUUUAAAAUCUCCAUCAAAAGGGUUGAAGGCUACUAGAACACCACAAUAUGCGUCGAAGGAGCGUAGAAGUGUAUUGUCUCAGGACUUGCUGCUUCAGAAGCUGGAAGAAGUCAAUAUAUCAGUCAAGAAAAUCGAGCAGCUUAUUAACGAGCCCCACCCUGCCCCUGAAAUCAGCUGAUGGAAACAUCAAAUUGGUCUAUGAACCUGUUUUGUUAGUUGAAGCUUGAGUGAACAGGGGAAAAGAAAUUUGGGAGUGCACUGUGUAUGUAUAAGGUAGGAAAGUAGCUCUGUAUAUUAUGAUGUUUUUGUAUUGUAUAUGGAUCCAUCUUUUUAGUAAUUGAUUGAGUGAGACUGAGCUUUGUUUGCCAUGCAAAUGGACAAUGAGUUGCAAAA
Messenger RNA from Cucurbita maxima (winter squash), 1183 nucleotides. RefSeq lists its product as uncharacterized. NCBI's taxonomy places the organism in Eukaryota, Viridiplantae, Streptophyta, Magnoliopsida, Cucurbitales, Cucurbitaceae. The record is from RefSeq and is a predicted model, not a curated record. Bases 144 to 968 code for a protein of 274 amino acids. The transcript has 7 exons.